This is a messenger RNA of Clupea harengus (Atlantic herring), 1886 nucleotides long. RefSeq names its product CWF19 like cell cycle control factor 1 (gene cwf19l1). Lineage: Eukaryota; Metazoa; Chordata; Actinopteri; Clupeiformes; Clupeidae. The transcript has 5 exons. The record is from RefSeq and is a predicted model, not a curated record. Gene Ontology annotation, molecular function: RNA lariat debranching enzyme activator activity. Gene Ontology annotation, cellular component: post-mRNA release spliceosomal complex. Gene Ontology annotation, biological process: mRNA splicing, via spliceosome. The coding region runs from base 1 to 642 and encodes 213 amino acids.
AUGCGUAGUAACGCGAAUGUGCCUGUGUGUGCUGUAUUGACUGUGUAUGUGUCUGUCCCAUCUCCUCAGUGCUACUUGGCCCUGGCUAAAGGCUGCCUGACCCCUGACCACCUGCUGCUGCUGCCCAUCGGCCACUACCAGUCAGUGGUGGAGCUGGCCUCUGAGGUGGUGGAGGAGCUGGACAAGUACAAGAGCGCCCUGCGCAAGUUCUACAAGAGCCUCGGCAAGCGUUGCGUGCUCUUCGAGAGGAACUACCGCAGCCAGCACCUCCAGCUGCAGGCAGUCCCUGUGCCACUGGAUAAGUGCGCCACAGACGACCUGAAAGAAGCCUUCAUGGUCCAGGCGCAGGAGCAGCAGAUCGAGCUGAUGGAGAUUCCCGAACACACAGAUCUGAAGCAGAUUGCCCCUCCAGGGACUCCGUACUUCUAUGUGGAGCUGGACUCUGGAGAAAAGCUCUUCUACAGGAUCAAGAAAAACUUCCCCUUGCAGUUUGGCCGAGAGGUGCUGGCCAGUGAGUCUGUGUUGAACAUCCCAACGCGGGCCAACUGGAAGGACUGUAAAUACACACGUGAGGAAGAAGAGGAUAUGACCAAACAGAUCCGCAGCAAGUUUGAGCCCUUUGACUUCACCAUGGAAGACUGACCUUUGACCUCACCCUGGAGGACUGACCUUUGACUUCACCCUGGAAGACUGACCGACCAUCACACUCACAGACCUCCACUGUACAGAUCUCCUCUGAGAAAGAGACAUUGCCACACCUCACCUGAGAAGGAAUCUUACGGAGAGGGAGGGAGGGAGGGAUUCCCAAACCGCAUGUCUCCUGUCUACGGUCUCGCUUGCACACUCUACAUUAACUCCUCAGUGUCCUUGAUUGUUAUUGUUUUAAUCACUAGAGGAUUGACCCACUCACACCCACCAUCCUCACUACACACACAAACUCACACCCACCCUCCUCACCACGCUUACACACACACACACAAACACACACAAACACACACCCUUCCUUUCAGUUCAAAUCAUCUCUUAUAAAGGGAUGUUUUGACAGUUGCUUGGUAUUCCAAGAAAAGUGAGAGAGUAUUGCUAACUUCAUCUUGUCUGAAUUAGAAAAGGGUUCCCAAACAGGCACAGACUGGGUCCUCUGCACCAGUACAUCUGUUGCAUUGUCCAGUUGAUCCAAUCAAGGGCCAGUUGACCGUAUCGAGGGCACUGAUGACAUUAGAUGAGUGUGCUGAAGCAAAGAGAGGGGUGACAUGUGCUGAGUGAGGAUCUCGUAGUAGGACUGGCAAUUUAGACACCCUUUUUUCUUUUUAAUAGUAUUCUUUUCUAGACAACAACCAACUGGAAGGGCUGGUACCUGAACUACGCAGGAUUGGGUUUGUGGUUCCUGCAUGUGGAAUUAACUUCCUGUCCACCUUUUCUCCCUCUCUGUGUUAAUUUGUAUUUUUGGGGUACUGGGUGAGUUUAAAUAGGGAGGAGAUGACUGGUGCUUUCCACCCUAGUUAAUAUCAGAGCGCCCUGUUUUAAGGUGAGUUCAAGGUUAAAAAGGUCAAAUAGUGGACUGUUUAGGGGGUUCAGCUGAAAUGGAGAGUAACCUUCUUCCUUUUAACCUUGCGCUUUGAUUGUCUGAACGGGAAAACUGUUUGUCUAAGAUGUCACAUGGGGGGGAGGAGGAAAAGAGUGUUUUUAACUAGUCACUGAUGUCACUACCAAAGCAGCCAAUGAUUGGCUGAUUUAUUUUUUUUAUUAUAAUUUUUUAAGUGAAGCUGAUUCAGCGGUUUAUCUGGCUUGUUCUGGUUUUAAACUUACUUUUGAGGUGUUGGCAUUCAGGUGAUUUCAGGUUGUAUGGAUUUUGUACUUUGUCUCCAUAAUUAAAAUUUCCUUUUCAA